Messenger RNA from Histoplasma mississippiense, 1320 nucleotides. RefSeq lists its product with no specific name. The transcript has 7 exons. Gene Ontology annotation, molecular function: ATP binding; ATP hydrolysis activity. The record is from RefSeq and is a predicted model, not a curated record. Gene Ontology annotation, cellular component: chromosome; nucleus. NCBI's taxonomy places the organism in Eukaryota, Fungi, Ascomycota, Eurotiomycetes, Onygenales, Ajellomycetaceae. Gene Ontology annotation, biological process: meiotic recombination checkpoint signaling; reciprocal meiotic recombination. The coding region runs from base 1 to 1320 and encodes 439 amino acids.
AUGGGAUUCCCACCCAGAGGGACGGGGACCAUUUCCAAGCCUAUCCUCCACGUCGAAGCACGUAUCAGGAAUGAGGGAAACAUCAUUGUCCGGACAGACAUCGUCCGUGAUGAAGUCACAAAGUGGCUCCUGGAAACUUUCGCUGUCCUAAGCUUGGGACAGGAGAUAACCUCCUUCUCGGACCUAACGGAUACUUACUGCCAAUAUCUUGACGUGAUAAAGGUGAUGGAAUGCGCAGGGCCCCAGCAGGAGAGCGGUGCAUACCGACUUGAGGACGUCGAACUGGACGUGCAAGCAUACCAGCUGCAUGGAUCUGAGAGCAUAAACGACUCGCCGCAGCCGACGUAUGCUGAUGUCAAUGGGAAAAGAGAUGAGGAAGGUCCGCAGGCACGGAUUAUCAGCCUACCAAGCAAAGAGUUGGAUGGGUUGUGGGAAUCACUUCUGUUUGAUGAGCUGAUACCGUCGACAUUGCUUCGAGCGGUGAACAGGAUGCCACAAAAACUGUCAAUCCGCCUGGGCAAACAAUUCCCCCAGAGCAAGAUGGUAGAAAUCAAUGCGCACUCGCUAGGGAGUAAAUUUUUCAGCGAAAGCGGCAAGCUAGUUGCACGAAUGUUCGAUAACAUUGAGAAUAUUCUUGAAGAGGAACCGGAUACUUUUGUAUGUGUGUUCAUCGACGAGGCGGAGACAUUGAUUGCCAAACGGGAACAGAGCGUGCACGGAAACGAGCCUUUUGAUGCGAUGCGUGCCGUGAACGCACUUUUGACGGCGCUGGAUCGGCUCAGACACAGGCAGAAUGUGGUGGUACUCUGCACUAGUAACCUUAUCACGGCGCUGGAUUCCGCAUUCCUCGACCGGGUGGACAUUAAACAGUUCAUGCCCAACCCGUCCAGUAGAGUGAUCUACGAAAUAUUCCGAAGCUGUCUGGAGAACCUCAAUCACUGCGGUUUGAUACACGGCGCGACCUUCGAUGUGGUCCGCGUCGACCAGGACAAUCCAAACACACCGUUGAAAUACGUCUCAUGCCCGGCAGAAACACUUGAUCUCCCCAGCCACACGGAGAUGGUUCUCUGGUACAAGCUGUUUCCUGAAUCCGUACCUAGACGAUUGGCAGACGUAGCUGAAGCGAGCGUGGGAUUGAGUGGCCGUAGUCUGCGCAGGCUUCCGGCCCUAUCGUUGGUGCUACACUCAGACUAUUCCAAGUGUACUAUUGAGCAGGCCGUGAGAGCUUUGGCGCUGGGAGUGGAAGAGGAGAAGCGGGCCGGAGUAGAGGCAGCAUCAGGAGCAAGCGGACGAUGUGCUGCCAGCAUGCCAGUGAGCUAG